Messenger RNA from Oncorhynchus kisutch (coho salmon), 2668 nucleotides. RefSeq names its product HHLA1 neighbor of OC90 (gene hhla1). The record is from RefSeq and is a predicted model, not a curated record. The coding region runs from base 237 to 1868 and encodes 543 amino acids. Lineage: Eukaryota; Metazoa; Chordata; Actinopteri; Salmoniformes; Salmonidae. The transcript is spliced from 12 exons.
ACCAGGAGGAAAUAUAUAAGAGGGAUCUUCUAGCAUCGACAGAAAUCCCGGCAGAGUAUAUUGAUCCAACUUCCAUAGAUCUCACUCCCUUGGUCAAUACGUUAAUUCAUUCAACACAAUUAGGCUCAAGUCAGCUCUUCUCUUUGUUGAGUGUGACCUCACACAGCUCCCUGGCUCUUCACAAGCUCACUCUACUGGUCUAUAACAUUUCUAAUUUCAGAAGUAUCGCAGACAACAUGUUUCCAAGAAGGUAUUGCUAUUGUGUAACAAACGAGACAAACGACUUAACAGACUUCACUGCCAUAUUGUUGGAUGUUAUGGGAAAUUCCACAAGCUAUCUACAAGAGCUAUUCAAAUCUAGCUCCAUAUUAUCAGUGAGCCAAAAUAAUAUUUCUGACUGCAUAUACAUCUGUGUAAUGGCAGGUAAAUCAGAUAAAUACCUGUCUCAACUCUGGGAAGUUGACUCCAUCAUGCCUCUGUUCAAUCAGACCAUUACAGAAAGCGCACCUAAAGGUAACCAUUCUGUCAAUUUUGAUCCGUCCCUAACCAGUAGAGUCCACUCCACUGCACAUGUAUCUUCCACAGCCUCAGAAAUGACCUCUACAGCUCCACCGACCACAACCAGUAGAACCAGAACCACAUCCUUCUUGACCUCAACAAGAGCUCAACCCACCACAACCACACCCUCACCGACUACAAAGACCAGAACCAGAACUACAGGUCGACCAACCUCAAUAUCAGUUCCUCAUACCACUACAAGCAGAACUACAGUCCUAAUGACCCCAACUACAGCCCUUCCGAUCACAAUCACAGCCCAACCAACCAUAACCAAAGCCCCACCGUCCACAACCACAGCCCAACAAAGUAGAUCUACAGCCCUACCAACCACAACCCAAUCAACCACAGACCGACCAACCACAUCUACAGCCCUACCAACCACAGCCCAACCAACUACAGCUUUACCAAUCCCAGCCCUACUGCCUAAAACUACAGUCCUACCCACCACAACCACAGCCCAACCAACCACAACUACAGCUCUACGAAUCAUGACCACAGCCACGCCAACUGCAGCUCAACCAAUUCCAACCUCAGUGCAACUGACCAAAGUCCCAUCAUCCACAACCACAGACCAACUGACCACAACAGCUCAACCGACUACAACCACACCACAACUGACCACAGUCCAAGUGACGACAACCACAACCCAACUGACCACAACCACAGACCAACCAACCACAGCCUUGCCACCCACAAUCAGAUUCCGAAUGACGACAACCCCAGUUCGACUUACUAUGACCACAACCCCAUCGACCAUAACCGCAAUCCUGAUAACCGCAACCAAAGCACAACCAACCACAGACACACCAGCCACAGGCCAAGCUAUGACAACCACACCACAAUUGCCCACAGCCCAACAAACUACAACUACAAUACAACUAACUACAACCACAGCCCCAUGGACCAUUACCAAUAUAACCACGACCGCAACCAGAGUGAUCACCAAAGCACCCAUCACAGAGAAACCAGGCUGCCCAUGGAGAAGGCCUGGCUUGGCCAAAAUAGAAGAGCGGCGUGACAACUCCAUUACUAGCAGCACCACCACUGUGAGUGCUCACAAGCUACAGCCCUGCGUACUCGAGCUCUGCAAGUUCUUCUCCCAGUGCCUCUGCCACUCCUACAGCUACAAGACUCACAUGAAGAGGUAUUGUGCUGAUAGUCACCUGUGGUAUGAGAAACAUACCUUUGAGGUGUGUAGACGGGUCAGAAGAGUCUCUUUCUCCAGAAAUCUAAAACAGAGGUGCCUUGCAAGAAUGUGCAACAAACUCUGGCCAGAGUGGAAAAGAGACAGAGAGAGCGGGAUAUACUGAAGUUGGAGAGAUUACACAGGAAGAACCACUGAAGUAUGCACAUUCUGAUGUAACUUUAAGUGCACAGUGUUUUUUUCUGAAUCCAAUAAAUUGAAAAUAUUUUCUUUCGAACCACAUCUGUUUGGGAGUCAGUGGAUUUGUCAGUUCUUCCUGUUGUCACUUGUACAUCCCACCUGAAGCAAAAUACCCAGUGGGCACACUUUACAACCAACUGAUCACUGUUACAAGCAGGUAAAGAUGUCUUUCUCAUGAUGAGAUCAAGACAUUGUGGGGAUUCCAUCAUAUUUUCAUUUGGUCAGAUAACCAGGUUACAACAAGAUAAAGAUACAUGUUUCUGGUUGCUAAACAGCGAUACAAAAACGUUCUAAUACAACUAGUAUUCAACUUGACCAUGAUUUCAUAAAAGACGUCAUAAUGAUGUUGUUGCAACCAGUUUAGCCCGCUGGGUAUAAUUAAUAACAACACCAUAGAUACUGCAGGCAUUUCAAGACGUUCUACUCUUUCCCAUCUACAUGAGAGUGCUUAUAUGGCUCUAGGCAGUGGCAUUAUGCACCAAUUGUUUUAAGAGGUCACUAAUGGUAUCAAUUCUGUAUUUGUAUUGUAUAGUUUUAUAAUAAAUAUUGAUCAAAUUGUAGGGGAACGAGCGCCCUUCAGUUUCAAUAGGUGUGGCACAUCUUGGCUCUAUGGCCCAUUAUUUAACAAAACAUUUUGAAAAACAUUUGGGCUAUUGGGCAACCUUUCAACUAAUAAUCAAAUAAAUCAGUUUGAUGACAAAGAAUAUUUGGCAUGGCAACUUGGCA